AUGGUCAGUGCCAAGAUACUUUCUCAAAUGAUAAAGAAGUGGCGAAGAGUGGCAGCCGUUGGGAGGAAGAGGCUCAUGUGGACGGCAGCGAAAGAAGUUGAUGAGUGCUGCACGUUUGUGGCAGUGAAGGGUCACUGUGCCAUGUACACUGCUGACGGGCGGCGGUUCGAGGUGCCAUUGGUGUGCCUCAGUACAACGAUCAUUGGGGAGCUCCUGAGGAUGUCUCGGGAUGAGUUUGGCUUCACAAGUGAUGGGAGGAUCACACUGCCUUGUGAUGCAACAGUGAUGGAGUAUGUCAUGUGCUUGCUCAGAAGGAAUGCAUCAGAAGAGGUAGAGAGAGCUUUCCUGAGCUCCGUGGUGAGGCCUUGCCGUUGCGGAAAUGGUUUGGAGCCAUCCAUGGGCCUUAGCCAGCAAGUAGCUGUUUCUAGCUUCUGAAGAUUCAGUGUUUGUUUUACAUGUUUUUUCUGUCCAUUUUUGGGAAGAUGUAAAUAGUUCUAUAUGGAAGAUAGGAAAUGAAAAAAACCGUACUGCGAGUUGGCCAUUUGACUUUCUCUUGGCUCCUGACUGCUUAGUCCCGCAACUCUUUUGUGUGACAAAUUAAGCCAAGGCUCUAUUGCAUAAAAAAAAGUUCAGACUAAAGUUAAUGAGUAUGUCAUACUGAUUUGGGCAAGCGCACCAAAGAUUUGAAGAGAACAUAGUACUAAUUUAUUAAAUUGUAUGGAGGCAUGCUCAGGUAAAGCUCCAUCUUUUGAAAUAACUGUUAGAACUUAGAUCAUCUUAUUCUAGGCGGUCAAACUAAAAGCCCUGUUAAAAUCCCAUAAGAAACUGUAAGAACGACAAGCUAUGUUCUUACAGUUACUGAUUUGUGCUAGCACACCAAAGAUAUGAAGAGAACUUUGCACUAAUUUAGCAAAAUGGU
Lolium rigidum is the source of this 919-nucleotide messenger RNA. Its product is annotated as auxin-responsive protein SAUR36-like. Lineage: Eukaryota; Viridiplantae; Streptophyta; Magnoliopsida; Poales; Poaceae. Gene Ontology annotation, biological process: response to auxin. The transcript has a single exon. The coding region runs from base 1 to 435 and encodes 144 amino acids. The record is from RefSeq and is a predicted model, not a curated record.